AUAAAUUGUGAGCUACUUUGCUUUAGUUAUUUCUGGUGUAGCUUCUGAGUACUGCACUAUGUCUGGACGUGGCAAACAAGGCGGCAAAGCUCGCGCCAAGGCCAAGACUCGCUCUUCGCGGGCCGGGCUCCAGUUCCCCGUGGGCCGAGUGCACCGCCUGCUCCGCAAGGGUAACUACGCUGAGCGGGUCGGGGCCGGGGCCCCGGUGUACCUGGCGGCGGUACUGGAAUACCUGACAGCCGAGAUCCUGGAGCUGGCGGGCAACGCGGCCCGGGACAACAAGAAGACGCGCAUCAUCCCGCGUCACCUGCAGCUGGCUAUCCGCAACGACGAGGAGCUCAACAAGCUGCUGGGCAAAGUCACCAUCGCUCAGGGUGGUGUCCUGCCCAACAUCCAGGCGGUGCUGCUGCCCAAGAAGACUGAGAGCCAUCACAAAGCUAAAGGCAAAUAAGGUCUGAAUUCAUACUCCAACCUCUAAGAACAAAGGCUCUUUUCAGAGCCACCCAUAACUUCUGUGGAAGAACUGAGCACUCUUGAAACCUGUCAUGCCUGGCUAAAGUUACAGUACUGUGCAUGAAAUAUGUAGCCCCCUAUUGACUGAACAUGCAUUCAGUUCAGUUCAGUCA
Molecule: messenger RNA, 626 nt
Organism: Bubalus bubalis (water buffalo)
Lineage: Eukaryota; Metazoa; Chordata; Mammalia; Artiodactyla; Bovidae
Product: histone H2A type 1
Exons: 1
Coding region: 59-451 (130 amino acids)
Cellular component (GO): nucleosome
Molecular function (GO): structural constituent of chromatin; DNA binding; protein heterodimerization activity
Source: RefSeq, a predicted model, not a curated record